UAUUUUGGAGGCGUACACAGUACAAUGGCAACAUGCUCGAUAGAUAACGAUGCUGUUGAUGAAAUAAAUGAUCCAGGAGCAGCUCCUUACGGCAACUUUAUAAACUACUACACCUUCAAUCCUCCGGAGAACCGCUUGAGUCUGAUUCCGGCCACACUCCUUCAGGAUUUAGGCUACGGCGACGGUCAUCAGACCACACUGGUCCUGGACGUGGGAUGUAAUUCAGGGGAACUGAGUGUAGCCUUUUACAAGCAUCUGGUGGAGGAGCCUGUGUGUGAGGAAGAGUCUCAGAGCAGCAAAGUGAAUCUCCUGGGCUUCGACUUGGAUGAGAUCCUCAUUCAGCGGGCUCAACAGACCAACCCUCUGCCAAACAGCAUCUCCUUCAUCCCCCUGGACAUCAUUAAAGACACUCACCAGCUGCAGAAGUAUCUCAGCCAGCAUGACAGCUCCCACUUCCACCUGUGUCUAUGCCUGGCUGUCACCAUGUGGGUCCACCUAAACCACGGAGACUCCGGCCUGCUGCAGCUGCUCUCUCGCCUGGCUUCCAUCAGCCAGCACCUGUUGCUGGAGGCACAGCCCUGGAAGUGCUACCGCUCUGCAGCCCGGCGGCUGAGGAAGCUGGGCCGCUCGGACUUUGAACACUUCAAGACCCUGAAGAUCCGCGGGGACGUAGCGGAACAUGCCAGGGAGCACCUGGAGAGACACUGUGGCAUGGAGCUCAUCCGGAGCUUCGGCAGCACCGCCUGGGACCGUAAGCUGCUGCUCUUCAAGAGGAGAUGAGCCUGAGGGACAAGAGUUAAGAAUGUUCAUCUGCUGCACUGGUGCUGCAGGGACAUGGUCAGCAAGACAACACCAGAGAAAGUCAUGGAGAGAAUGGGAGAAAAGUAAAGCUGAACUGAUUAGCUGAUCGAUAUUAAUCAGCAAUGAUUAUGAGUUUAUCAUUUAAAUCACUUUUCAAUUAAACAUGCCCAAAAUUUGCUUUUCAUAUGUGAAGAUUUGUGUUUAUCUUUGUCUUAAGUGAUAGUAACCAGAGCAUCUUUGGAUUUUAUGUUCUUGGGGGGACAAGACAAGCAACCUGAGGAGGUCACUUUGAGCUCAACUGGUGAAAGACAUCUUUCAUUUAUUUCCAGACAUUUUGUGGACCAAACUGUUAAUCGAUUGAGAAAUCUGGCAGAUGAUCAGCAUAAUCUGUUAGAACUAUUUGAGGCUGCUAUUUACAAUUGGGUUUACACAUAAUAUAAAACAGAAAAGCAGCCAAUGCUCACUGGAGAAGGUGUAAACAAUAUUUGGAAUUUUUGCUGAAAAAAAUAAAAUUAAUCGAUUAUCAAACAUUGCCAAUUUGACUUUUUGUUGCAGU
Chelmon rostratus (copperband butterflyfish) is the source of this 1357-nucleotide messenger RNA. Its product is annotated as pre-miRNA 5'-monophosphate methyltransferase. The transcript has 2 exons. The record is from RefSeq and is a predicted model, not a curated record. Lineage: Eukaryota; Metazoa; Chordata; Actinopteri; Chaetodontiformes; Chaetodontidae. Bases 25 to 780 code for a protein of 251 amino acids. Gene Ontology annotation, biological process: negative regulation of pre-miRNA processing; miRNA metabolic process. Gene Ontology annotation, molecular function: O-methyltransferase activity; RNA methyltransferase activity. Gene Ontology annotation, cellular component: cytoplasm.